AUGACCUACACUAUUUUCUAUGCACUUUUAUUCUCUGUCAUAAUAUUGGGCACUGCGCUGUACCUCACCCGAUCCCGAUGGAUCCCUCUACUGCCGGUUCCGGAUUACAUCUACCAUCAUCUCCCCUCCAGCUUCACAGGCGAUCUAGAAGCGGGCUUGAGUUCGUCUCAUUUCGAUAUCACAGCUAAUCUUGCCGACGGGGACCCCAGAGCCGGCCUAGACCAAAAAGCAAAGCAUGAAGUGCGAAAGAUCAUGAAAAGUCACAAGGUGGAUUUUGAUGAAGCUCGGCGCAUUUAUACCGAGCAACGAUUUGCACGUAAUAACAUCGGACCCGACGGCCGUCCUCGGGAUCCUAAAUUCGUUUCCUUUUCAUGA
This is a messenger RNA of Penicillium odoratum, 375 nucleotides long. Its product is annotated as DUF2015 domain-containing protein. The transcript is spliced from 2 exons. The coding region runs from base 1 to 375 and encodes 124 amino acids. NCBI's taxonomy places the organism in Eukaryota, Fungi, Ascomycota, Eurotiomycetes, Eurotiales, Aspergillaceae. The record is from RefSeq and is a predicted model, not a curated record.